AUGUGCAUAUGCUCCCGUGGGUCCAUCACGGUUGAGAACAAGAAAUACUAUUUCGUUCAGAAGCUAGAUGAAGGUGGAUUCAGUUAUGUGGAUCUUGUGGAAGGUGUAAAAGAUGGGCACUUUUACGCUUUGAAGAGGAUCCUAUGUCAUGAUCGUGAGGGGCGGCAGGAAGCCCAGACAGAGAUCGAGAUGCAUCAACUGUUUAGUCAUCCCAACAUCUUAGGUCUAGUGGCACACACCUUUGUUGAACGUGCCGGCAAAACUGAAGCAUGGUUACUCCUGCCUUAUAUGAGCAAGGGAAGUGUGUGGUCAGUUCUUGAGAAACUUCGAGACAAAGGCACUUCAAUGCCUGAAAAAAAGAUUCUUCAAAUUUUCCACAACAUCUGCGCUGGACUCAAGGCAAUCCAUGAGCGGGGCUAUGCACACAGGGAUAUAAAACCAACCAAUGUGCUUCUGGAUGAAAACGACAAGCCGGUAUUGAUGGAUCUAGGAUCCAUGAACCGGGCCAGGAUAGAGGUCAGAGGAAGCAGGGAAGCGAUGAGCGUUCAGGACUGGGCCGCACAGCGAUGUACUAUUUCCUACAGAGCUCCUGAACUCUUCAACGUGGAAAGCCACUGUAUUAUUGACGAGCGCACUGAUAUCUGGUCGUUGGGCUGUGUGCUGUACUGCAUGAUGAUGCAGGAGGGGCCCUAUGACCUCAUCUUCCAAAAGGGCGACAGUGUGGCUCUCGCUGUGCAGAACCCUGUGACCAUCCCACAGUCCUGCCGUUACUCUGAAGGCCUGAAAGUCUUGCUGAGCUCCAUCAUGGUGACAAACCCUCAGGAGCGACCCAACAUCAGCUGGGUCCUGGACCAGGUACAGGACUUGCAGAGCCGCAGCCCCAACACUCAAACCAACAUGGUGUGA
Molecule: messenger RNA, 906 nt
Organism: Knipowitschia caucasica
Lineage: Eukaryota; Metazoa; Chordata; Actinopteri; Gobiiformes; Gobiidae
Source: the annotation of a GenBank genome assembly